AUCCAGAGUAAAAUUUUAACCUUUUCGCGUAGACUGUCCAGAGUCCGCGAAUAUUGGGCAGUUUCUGUAUAUAUAUGUACAUAGAUUUCAAUAAGGAAAACAGGAAACAGAAGAAAUUCAAAGACAGAAUCAUCACAAUUUGACUAAUUGAAAUCUGAAUUGAAGAUGGCUGUUGCUCAUAGCUUUGGUACAGAUCCAAUCACCUGUCAUGCUUGGAACAAAGACAGAUCACAGAUUGCUGUUUGCCCAAAUAGUAGCAAUGUGAUUAUCUACACACUGCGUGCUGGUCGCUGGGAGGAGACUGCAGUGUUGAAGGAACACACACAGCGGGUUACUGGAAUAGACUGGGCUGUCAAUAGCAACCUCAUUGUAACAUGCAGUGCUGAUCGAAAUGCGUAUGUGUGGAACCUGCGUGAUGGAGAGUGGAAGCCUACACUUGUUAUCUUGCGUAUCAAUCGUGCUGCCACCUGUGUUAAGUGGUCUCCAAAAGAGAACAAGUUUGCCGUUGGUAGUGGAGCACGUCUUAUAUCUGUGUGUUACUUUGAGAAAGAAAAUGAUUGGUGGGUAAGCAAGCACAUCAAGAAGCCAAUCAGAUCAACUGUUACAAGCAUUGACUGGCAUCCAAACAACAUUCUAAUCGGAUGUGGAUCGACUGACUUCAAAGCAAGAGUUUUCUCGGCCUACAUCAAAGAUAUUGAAGAUAAACCAACUGCCACUGUCUGGGGAAAGAAAAUGACAUUUGGCAAUUUGAUGGCAGAGUUCUCCAAUGGCGGAGGAGGCUGGGUACAUUAUGUGGCCUUCUCUGCAAGUGGAGACAAAUUAGCUUGGGUAGGACAUGAUGCUAGUGUCUCGGUUGUUGACAGCAAUAAGGAAAUGCUGAUGGCAACUGCUAAAACAGCGUUCCUGCCUUUCAUGUGCUGUGAGUGGGUGUCGGAAAACAGCCUUGUAGUAGCUGGGCACUCCUGCAAUCCAAUGCUGUUUCUUCAUGAUGACCGCGGACAAAUGCAGUUCUUGCAUAAACUGGAUGUUGAGAAACAGUCUGAGGGUGGAAAGAUCAACGCCAUGAAGAGGUUCCAGAUGAUGGACAAGCAGGCGGAUGAAUCUGUUGACAAGAAGCUUGGUACAGUACAUCAGAACAGUAUCACAGGGAUCUCUAUUCAUUCAGGCUCUAAGGCGUCCACGCAGAAGUUUGCUACUGUUGGCGUUGAUGGUCAAAUGUGUCUCUGGGACUUCAAGACAUUGGAGUCCUCUAUUGCUGGCCUCAGACUGCAGUAAAUGCGUGCCUACAACAUGCGAAGACAACACUUUGGCAACUGUACACCAAAAAUAAUUCCACUGGACAUCUUCAUAACAAACAAUCACAAUCUUCCACCGAGAUGUCUUGAGCAAACACGAUAUAUUAACAUAAUGAUUACCCUAAUUGACAUUGUCUUAAAUUUUCCCAUCCUCUACUAAUUCAGGGCUACAUUUGCUAGAGGUGUCACGGAGCAACAAAAAAAUCGGAAUGGUUCGGUAGAAUCCACUUUGUUCUCCUUCUGGAGCCCUGCAUUUAGAGGGUGCUAUUUCUGUACAAUACACAUCUUACUAGGCUUUGCCAAUUCAGUGAUCAAUUAAACUCACAAUAAUAACAGACUUGUAUUUGUAUAAUUAAGAACAUUUUGUAUUUCAUAUGUAAAUGUAUGAUUUUAUAAUACUGUAUAUAACAUAGCAACAGUUGCCAAUAAAUCAAUGUUGAAAACUUACAUAAUAGUUACAUUUUAUAUUCACUGUAAUAAUCAAUUCAUCCCAAUUUUUCCAAAAACCCAAUAUUCCCAUCACCGGUAAAUAAUUGAAUGUUACCAUUUCCUAAAAUGUCUUUAAUUUGACAUUUAAUAUUUCUGGAUGUAAAUUAUGAUAAGCUUUUUGAUAAUAAAUAAUCGAUAAUAAUAUAUAAAAAUACAAUAUGACUAUUAAACAAAUAAAUAUAUAGGGUGUCCACAAAGUCUACAAUUCCAAUACAGUCUUAUACUGUGUAGAGACUUCACGGUUACCCUGUACAUUUAAAUACACAUUUUAUAAUGUAAAGUAUAACAUGACAAAUAAUAUGUCUGUGUAGUCAUAAUCAUGAAGAUUUUAAUGGAAAUGACUUUGUCCUUCAAAAUUCUCCUUGGACCACAAAUACUUUUCUACUUGUACUAUAUUAAGAAAGACAAAUAAUUGUUGGCUCAAGUCCUGCCAUAUGUUAAAUACCUUGGUGUACAAAAUAAUGCUGUAUGAAAUUAAAAAAAAUUAUAUUUUUGACAAUAUGUGCUUGAUCAUUCAUAUGUCUAUUUUAUGAGCAUUCUUACAUUUAUGAAUCCAUAAGUCAAUUGUUACAAAAAUGUGCAUGUUCAUGCAGUAAUGCACCUCAGAUUAUUGCACUUAAAAUUCAUUUAAAAUCAGCAGUUUUGGCUUUUUGGGCAGCAUUCUAAAUGUUUUUGCUUAAAGUGUCCGCCCUUUUUGGCUACGUAUAGCACAGAGUUUACACUAGUGGAUUAGACUAGUUCAUUUUUUAUAUGGGUGUGAAGACUCAUUAUUCACAUGUUUCCUUUAUUACUGUUUUGUUACGACUACCGAGGCUACUACUGUAUAUAUAAUCGGAUACAACAAUAACUUAAUGUGUCACUGG
This is a messenger RNA of Owenia fusiformis, 2647 nucleotides long. The record is from the annotation of a GenBank genome assembly. NCBI's taxonomy places the organism in Eukaryota, Metazoa, Annelida, Polychaeta, Sabellida, Oweniidae.